This is a messenger RNA of Lichtheimia ornata, 1065 nucleotides long. RefSeq lists its product as uncharacterized. Gene Ontology annotation, molecular function: sequence-specific DNA binding; DNA-binding transcription factor activity. The record is from RefSeq and is a predicted model, not a curated record. Lineage: Eukaryota; Fungi; Mucoromycota; Mucoromycetes; Mucorales; Lichtheimiaceae. Gene Ontology annotation, biological process: regulation of DNA-templated transcription. Bases 1 to 1065 code for a protein of 354 amino acids. The transcript has 8 exons.
AUGAUGAAUCCAGCAUCAUCUCUUGUUCCCCCCAAAGUCGACGUAAAGCAUGACAGCAGCAAUUCAGAAGAAUACGAAGAAAGUGAGGAGAAUCAUUCACCAACGCCAACACAUCCAAAGACACAUGCAGUGUUUGUGAGUAAACUUUACAGUAUGCUGCAUGAUCCAGACGUGCAGAAUCUAAUCUCAUGGUGUGAUACGGGUGACAUUAUCCACAUCUCCAAUCCAUCCAAGUUUUCUCAACAUGUGUUGCCGCGUUAUUUCAAGCACAACAAUUGGCAAAGCUUCGUAAGGCAGCUCAAUAUGUAUGGCUUCAACAAGGUCAACGAUAUUGUUCAUUCCACAUUACGACAAGACAGCCAUGCAUGGGAGUUUCGCCAUCCCCAUUUCAAACGAGGAUCAGUGGAGGACUUGGCCAAAAUCAAGCGUAAAAGUGUUCGUUCAUUGCGCACCAUGGCCCCAUUGCACGUGUCGGCCUUGGAGGACUCUUCCAGCGAAUACCACUGUUACCCAGCAGAUCGCAUGUGUCGGCAUAUGACUCAACGCGUAGCCCUUAUUGCUCAAAACUACCAAAACUUGCGUAACGAUCUCACGCAUAUAGGACACAUUGUUCAUAAUCAACAAACGGCCAUUGCAAGUAUGCUUAGCAUACUAAGGGCAUCAUUGACACCACCACCAUCCUCCUCCUCCUCUCCUUCUGCAACAACCCAAUCUUAUCCCAAUAACGUGUCAAUGGCAUCCCCUUUGGAAAAACUUGUUGAAUUGGAGAUGCGAUUUCGAUCUCUUGAAGAGUAUACGCAGGUUUUCAUGAGGGGAUCUUCACAUACCCAACCUUGCAUAUCCAUGGCCCCGCCACCACCACCACCACCAAUACCAUCACCAUCACCAUCAGCCCACAUUACGUCGACAACCCCCAUUAUGCAAUCCUCAGGCCCAAAUCAAAUACUAUCACCCUAUUUGAAUGGAUAUGACAAAGAAAAAUGCACCGAUUCAGCUGUUAUGCGUUUAGGAACAGGAUCACACUUGCUUAAUCCGGUAAAUCCAGACCCAGCAAAGCAUGCAUAG